AUGAGCACGCCGAACAAGCGGCGCAAGAAGAAUGAUCAUCAAUCGCCAGCUCAGCCUGUGAAAAGCUUGGACUUCUUCUUCGGCAAGCAACGGGAGAGGGAGAGGGAGAGGGAGAGGGAGAGGGAGGUUGCCAAGCCGAAUGGCACUACGAAUCAUGUGAAUAACGAGAAGAAGCAUGUGAAAGAGCCCGGAGAAGGAUUGACUGAUGAAGCACUGGCGCGGACACUUCAGGCUCAGUGGGAUGAAGAAGAGCGACGAGGCCAACAAAAUCGCGGCACUGCCAAUAAGCGAGAGGACGGAACCACCACAGUCGAGCCAGUGACUCUGAGAGAUGCCUCUCCGCCGCACGAUAUCACUUCGAAUGCUCUUGCGGCUCUCGGCAAGAAGAACACUCUCUCGUUGCAGUCGGCCACAGCCGAAGAAGACACUGUCUCGCACGAUAUCCCAUUCGACGAAUCGCCGCUCACUUUCGACCCGCAGACGUAUAUACCGGACCUCAAGAAGCAAUGGGCACCAGAGGCUGGCAAUUCUACCUAUGCGCUGCUCACGCAUUGCUUUGUGUUGGUCAACAGCACGCAAUCUCGCAUCAAGAUUGUCGACACUCUCGUCAAUCUACUACGCACGCUGAUUGAGGGAGAUCCAGAUUCGUUAUUGCCUGCAGUCUGGCUUGCGACAAACUCGAUCGCCCCGCCAUAUGUCGAUAUUGAGCUUGGGCUCGGUGGUUCAGCAAUCUCGAAAGCUUUGAAGAAAGUAUGCGGGCUAGACAAUUCAAGCCUCAAGACACUAUAUAACAAGCACGGCGAUGCGGGCGACGUCGCUUUCGAGGCCAAGAAGAAACAGUCCUUCACGCUACGGAAGCCGAAACCGCUGACCAUCAAAGGCGUGUACGACAGCUUGCGCAAAAUUGCAGAUGCCAAGGGGAACGGCAGUCAAGAAGUCAAGCAGAGGAUUGUCGAACGAUUGGUGCAAGAUGCAAGAGGUGCCGAAGAAAGCAGAUACAUCGUGCGGACACUGGUGCAGCAUCUGCGCAUUGGAGCAGUGAAGACGACGAUGCUUAUUGCAUUGUCAAGAGCUUUCCUCCUAUCGAAGCCGCCAAGUGCCGAUUAUGCGACCAAGGCUGCGGUAGACCUGCGGAAGCUCAGCAAGCAGGAGCUGGCAGAAGUCUGGUCGCCUGCAGAGGAGCUCGUCAAAGCUUGCUUUGCGAGAAGACCAAAUUACAACGACCUGGUACCGACAUUGCUCGAAGUAGGCAUCGACCAGGAGCUGCUCGUACGAUGCGGCUUGGCAAUGCACAUCCCUCUACGACCCAUGUUGGGAGGCAUAACUCGCGACCUGGGAGAGAUGUUAACCAGACUACAAGGGCGAGACUUCAGCUGCGAGUUCAAGUACGAUGGUCAACGGGCGCAAGUCCAUUGCGACGCCAAUGGGAAAGUCACCAUCUUCUCGCGGCAUCUGGAGGUGAUGACGGAAAAAUAUCCCGACUUGGUUGCGCUGGUGCCGAAGAUUCGUGGAGAGAGUGUGAGUAGUUUCAUCCUCGAAGGCGAAGUUGUGGCAGUCGAUCGGGAGACUGGCGAUCUCAAGCCGUUCCAGAUCUUAGCGAAUCGUGCACGCAAGGACGUAGUGAUCCAGAGUGUCACCGUAGACGUCUGUCUUUUCGCUUUCGAUCUCAUGUACCUGAACGGCGAAGAGCUUUUGGACCGACCAUUCCGAGAACGAAGAAGUCUACUUCGAAGCCUAUUUGUGGAGAUCCCCAACCAUUUUACCUGGGUCAAAAGCAUGGAUGCGACUUCCGAAGAUGGCGAGGCCGUGAGCGAUUUCUUCAAGCAGGCGAUUGACAUCAAAUGUGAGGGCAUCAUGGUGAAGGUGCUUGACAACCUGCCGAACCCUGAUCUUCAAACUGAGAUGCAUGUUGAUGUUCCGGCGAAACCAGAAUCUGCGCCGGUGAAGGGCAAGAAGGACAAGAAGUCUAAGAAGUCCAUCAGCACCUCAAAAGAUACGAUUGGUGACGAUGCGGCUGAAGAGAAGAAAGGAGGGCGGAGAAAGGCACUGCUCUCGACGUAUGAACCCGACAAGAGGCUGGAUUCUUGGCUCAAAGUGAAGAAGGACUACAAUACUCAGACCGACACCAUAGACUUAAUACCAGUCGGAGCUUGGCACGGUCAAGGCCGAAAGAACGCCUGGUGGUCGCCAAUCCUCCUCGCAUGCAGAAAUCCCGAGAACGGCACGCUCGAAGUAGUAACCAAAUGCAUCAGCGGCUUUACAGAUGCUUUCUACAAAGCGAAUCGAGCGAGAUACGAUCCCGACUUCGAAGACGAGGACGGUGUCCUAGUCGGAAAGAACACUCUCUCGGAGCGACCCAGCUAUGUCGAAUAUGCCGGCACACCAGACGUCUGGUUCGAGCCGCAGGAGGUGUGGGAGAUGAUCUUUGCGGACAUCACGCUUUCGCCGACGUAUACUGCUGCUCUCGGACUUGUUAAUGAGGAAAGAGGACUUUCAAUGCGAUUCCCACGGUUCUUGAAAGUUCGUGGUGAUAAGUCGAUUGAUGAAGCUAGCACGAAUGAGUUCUUGGCUGCGUUGUAUCGUAAGCAGAUUUCGAAGGCGCCGCCGAAGAAGGCAGAGGAGGUAGAGGCUGAAGAGGAGUUGUAUGAUGAUGGCUGAAAUUACUAUGUACCGCUUGUCAUACAUCGAAUGUAAGGCUACUCGCUCGG
This is a messenger RNA of Pseudocercospora fijiensis CIRAD86, 2708 nucleotides long. RefSeq lists its product as uncharacterized. The coding region runs from base 1 to 2658 and encodes 885 amino acids. The transcript has a single exon. Gene Ontology annotation, molecular function: ATP binding; DNA ligase (ATP) activity; DNA binding. Gene Ontology annotation, cellular component: DNA ligase III-XRCC1 complex. The record is from RefSeq and is a predicted model, not a curated record. Lineage: Eukaryota; Fungi; Ascomycota; Dothideomycetes; Mycosphaerellales; Mycosphaerellaceae. Gene Ontology annotation, biological process: DNA biosynthetic process; lagging strand elongation; DNA recombination.